This is a messenger RNA of Protopolystoma xenopodis, 165 nucleotides long. The record is from the annotation of a GenBank genome assembly. Lineage: Eukaryota; Metazoa; Platyhelminthes; Monogenea; Polystomatidea; Polystomatidae.
AUGCUCAAUGCUGCUGGCUGUCCUGGAACCAAGCCUUCCAGAGACAUGCGAGUAAAGCGAGAAUCAAGCGAAGUUGCUGCAUUCCGAGAGUUCUAUUGCGGCCAACAGUUCAAAGCCUGUCGUACUGCUUCUAUUUAUACAAUUGGCAUAAGUUUGGGGCUCGGA